Notothenia coriiceps (black rockcod) is the source of this 2389-nucleotide messenger RNA. RefSeq names its product shaker-related potassium channel tsha2-like. Bases 503 to 1939 code for a protein of 478 amino acids. The record is from RefSeq and is a predicted model, not a curated record. NCBI's taxonomy places the organism in Eukaryota, Metazoa, Chordata, Actinopteri, Perciformes, Nototheniidae. Gene Ontology annotation, molecular function: delayed rectifier potassium channel activity; protein binding. Gene Ontology annotation, cellular component: membrane; voltage-gated potassium channel complex. The transcript has 2 exons. Gene Ontology annotation, biological process: potassium ion transmembrane transport; protein homooligomerization; action potential.
ACUUUUUAUUAUCGUUUUUAAGAUACAUGUAAAAGUGCAACAAAUAAACAACAAUAAAGAAGACUACAUUUGUAAGGCUAUCCCGGUGCUUGUAAAUCAGUGCAGUGCUACAGUGAGGUGAGUGUGAGAGGGACAGCAGCAGCAGCAGCAGCAGCAAGUGUCAUCUGGUCUUCCAACUUGGGGAGGGCUUUGGAGUUUAAAAUGGUGUGAAUAUGAUAGCCAUCGGGAUAGCUUAUGCAAGUGGAGAUCUGUCUGCACCAUUGAAAGUUGACAGUUCAGAGGCACUAAUCUGACAAAGGGACGGUAUAAAUCAACAACUGGACGAACAUUUUUCGAUAUCAAUAAACAAAAACAGUUGGGGAGCAAAAAAACAAAAACAGGUGGGGAGAGUUUUUCUGAGUGUGAGCGGCUGCAUGAGACGGAGACUUGUGAGGACGCACGGGUAACAGAGGAGAACCCAGAGGAGGUGAGUGACGGGCUUACCCUCGGAGGGGUAAAAAAGAUGACCGUGGUGUCCCAGGAGAACCACGACGACACUGUGGUCGUAACUCCUUUGUUGCAAGAUGCUGCUGACUUGGAAGCAGCCGACACGGAGUGCAGCGAGCGCGUGGUCAUCAACAUCUCGGGUCUGCGCUUCGAGACGCAGCUAAAGACCCUCUCGCGCUUCCCCAGCACGCUUUUGGGAGAUCCGCGUAAACGGAUGCGUUUCUUUGACCCUCUGAGGAAUGAAUACUUCUUUGACAGGAACAGGCCGAGCUUUGACGCCGUCCUCUAUUAUUACCAGUCAGGAGGGAGACUCCGGAGGCCCGUCAGUGUACCUGUGGAUAUUUUCCUGGAGGAGUUAAAGUUUUAUGAAUUUGAGGAGGAGACCAUUGAACUUUUCAAAGACGAUGAGGGUUUAUCGAGGGAGGAGGAUCGCCCUCUGCCAACCAACAUAUACCAACGCCAGUCAUGGCUCCUUUUUGAGUAUCCAGAAAGCUCAGGACCUGCACGGAUAAACGCCAUUGUGUCUGUUGUGGUUAUUUUAAUAUCCAUUAUCAUAUUCUGCAUGGAGACUUUACCCGAGUUUAGAGAGGUCCCACUGGUGCCAAAAACUCAUCCCAAUGGGAGUAUCAUCGCCUUUGAGCCCAGUCCGUUCACAGAUCCGUUUUUCAUGGUGGAGACACUUUGCAUCGUGUGGUUCUCCUUUGAGUUCACCAUGAGGUUUCUGUCGUGCCCCAGUAAAGCAGCUUUCUUUAAAAACAUCAUGAACAUAAUCGAUGUUGUGGCAAUAGCUCCAUAUUUUAUCACCCUGGGCCUUGACCUGGCGGAGCAUCAGGGCAGCAGUCAGCAGGCAGCGUCUCUGGCCAUCCUCAGGGUCAUCCGUCUGGUCCGAGUCUUCAGGAUCUUUAAACUUUCCAGGCACUCCAAAGGUCUCCAGAUCCUCGGCCAGACGCUUCACGCCAGCCUCAGGGAGCUGGGACUGCUCAUCUUCUUCCUGAUCAUUGGAGUUGUUUUAUUCUCCAGUUCGGUUUAUUUCGCAGAAGCAGAAGACCCAGAUUCUGGAUUUACAAGUAUACCCGAUGCGUUUUGGUGGGCAGUGGUGACAAUGACGACAGUUGGAUAUGGAGACAUGUGCCCCUCCACCAUUGGGGGCAAAUUCGUUGGAUCGUUGUGCGCCAUUGCAGGAGUGCUAACCAUAGCUUUACCUGUCCCUGUCAUAGUGUCAAAUUUCAAUUAUUUCUACCACAGAGAGAACGAGGAUGAGGAAAAUGUUGUGUAUGUGCACGUCAAAUGCGGACAGCAGCAGCAGCCCUCCUUAAGUGAAAGUGAUUCAAACAAAAGCAACCAGCCGCUCUCCAAAACUGAGUCCUUCCAGGAGAGCGACGACUUGGAAACUUUGACGCAUCAAAAAGUAAUCCCAGUGGAGACAUGCACAGUGAGACUGACAGAGGUAUAAAACGUUGGAAGGAGUUUUUAUUUCUGGAGGCAGACGAGUUUGUGAAGCGUGUAUCAGAGUCGCAACAAAACACAAAUGUGGGAUUCUUUUCUUCUCAAAAGUAGUGGAUAAUUUUCUCACCGAUAUUCUUUCAUUGCCAGUGUUGUAUAUACAGAGAUGGAGGAAACGCUUUGGAAAGAUUCAGUCUGCGAUAAUGGACAUUGUGUUUAUCAACAGUUGAAAAAACAACAUUCUUUUGUGUAGGCUUUAUUGAUGACCACGCUUUCUGUGUAUAAAAAGCCUUGGGUAUACUACGUUGUUUUGUAAUUCUGAAUCUUCCCUUUUCUUAUGCAGUUUUAAUGCAAACUUGGAGAACAUAGCCCACAUAGACAUUACAAUGCAAUGUCUGCAUGACAUGAAUGCAUUGUGAAUUUUAAAUGUAAUAAAAUAUUUAUUUUUCUAAUUCAAACA